AGGAGAGGCGAUGCGACUCCUUACGCAGAGCGCCCGGCGUCCGCCGCGCCGCCGCCGCUUUCCAACGCGCCGCGCGUAGGCACAACAUGCUGGUGUCGAACGUCAAGGGCGUCGAGGAGUGCGACGGGUACCCGCUCCAGCUCGAGAUCGAGGAGAUGCGCACGGAGGAGACGGAGUUCAACGCCUUCGUGCACCGCAUGCUCCCAAAGGUGAGGUACGACGCGCUGAGAAUAGCCGCCGCGGCCGCGGGCUGCGACCUGCCCGAGGCCCUCGACGCGACGGACGAGGACGCCCUGCGGCGGGUGCACACCGCGCUCUGCGACGUCCACGUCGUCAAGGGCGCGCUCGUCUGCCCCAAGAGCGGCCGGCGCUUCCCCAUCAACAACGGCAUCCCCAACAUGCUCCUCCACGAGGACGAGGUCUAGGCGGCCGCGUGGGUCGCGUAACAGACUGUAUAGU
This is a messenger RNA of Aureococcus anophagefferens, 459 nucleotides long. RefSeq lists its product as hypothetical. Gene Ontology annotation, biological process: rRNA (guanine-N7)-methylation; tRNA methylation; peptidyl-glutamine methylation. Gene Ontology annotation, molecular function: protein heterodimerization activity. The coding region runs from base 87 to 425 and encodes 112 amino acids. The transcript is spliced from 4 exons. NCBI's taxonomy places the organism in Eukaryota, Pelagophyceae, Pelagomonadales, Pelagomonadaceae. The record is from RefSeq and is a predicted model, not a curated record.